Molecule: messenger RNA, 1329 nt
Organism: Myxocyprinus asiaticus (Chinese sucker)
Lineage: Eukaryota; Metazoa; Chordata; Actinopteri; Cypriniformes; Catostomidae
Product: chemokine-like protein TAFA-4
Exons: 6
Coding region: 411-818 (135 amino acids)
Molecular function (GO): receptor ligand activity
Source: RefSeq, a predicted model, not a curated record
ACGAUGCUUGCGUUUUUCCAUUUUCUUCCUCUCUCAUUCAUCGGUGAUGUGUGAUGAACAGAUUCGCAAAAAUAAUGAGCAAAUUCAGUGCAUGAACUCCGCGCCGGUGAGGUUCCAUCUCCGUUUCGCUCUUGGCCACUCGGGGUCCGUGUGAUCGACAGGCGGCUCUUGAGCUUGACCUGCAGUUUGAAGUCGAGCUUCGCUGGAGUGAUUAGAAAGUAAACUCAUUUAAAACGUCUGUCUUCCGGACUCUACCUGAAAGCAAGGAGAAUGCAAUCGCUUUCAUUAACGCAGGUUCUGAACAUUGUUUGAGGAAGCGAGUGUAGACAGAACAGGAGAUAAGGAAGAGGACAUGGCCGGCUCACAGGAAAGAGAGUAAUCUGAGAGGCCAGAGAACACAGGGCAGAAAGAUGAAGCUGUGGGGGCGGUCAGUGGUGCCGUUGCAGGUUGUACUAUUGGUCACCUUGGUAAUGUGGUCGUUCCAGUCAGUUUUUGCGAGUACACGGAGUCUACGGGGACAUACAGCUUCAUACCAAGUGAAGCAGGGAACAUGUGAGGUGGUGGCCAUCCACCGCUGCUGCAAUAAGAACAAGAUUGAGGAACGUUCACAGACCGUCAAGUGCUCCUGCUUUCCUGGCCAGGUCGCCGGGACAACACAUGCCCAGCCGUCUUGUGUGGAGGCUUCCAUCGUGCUACAGAAGUGGUGGUGCCAAAUGCACCCGUGUUUGGAUGGCGAGGAGUGUAAAGUUCUUCCAGAUCUCACUGGUUGGUCCUGCAGCACUGGUAACAAAGUCAAAACUACCAAGGUCACACGAUAGCAAGAAUAUGGCUGCAGACUCCUCACCAACACACAAAAGGAACAGGAGACUUGUUUAAGAUACUGACAUUACGGAGGAUUCAGUACAUAUGAUAGAUGGACACCUAUUGUAGACUAUAAAUGACUGCAUUGCUUUGACAGAAGAUAUGAGGAUGUACUUGAUCUGAAGAAUGUCUGUAUAUACCUGUGGUGCGAUGCUCAGUGCGACUGCAGAUGCUGGACACCACAGGUGCUCACGUGAGACUGCAUCUGUCAGCUCAAAGAGGCUUUUUGGAUUUUUGCUGGCUCUGGCUGUUCUUGUGUGUGUAUGAAGAACAAAGUUCCUUUGGACAGUUUGGACAUGGCUGGGAGCUUGUGUGGUUGUGUAUGUGCACGUAGGUGCAUGGUAAAGGAAUAGUUCACUCAUGCCAUUUCAGACUUGUAUGACUUUAUCUCUUCUGUUAAACACCAAAGGAGAAUUUUAGAGGCUGUUAAGCUUCGAAAAGGACAACAAAGCACCAUUAAAGCAUCAU